Messenger RNA from Cuscuta epithymum, 1112 nucleotides. Lineage: Eukaryota; Viridiplantae; Streptophyta; Magnoliopsida; Solanales; Convolvulaceae. The record is from the annotation of a GenBank genome assembly.
AUCGUCCUCAAUCGCCCAAUUUCCUUCUCUGCAAAUAAAGCUUCCCUACACUUUUAAUUCAUUCUUACUGCGAUAACGAUGGCGCCAAAGGCAACAGCAGACAAGAAGGUCGCCGAGAAGAAACCGGCAGAGGAGAAGAAGACUGUCCCCGCCGACAAGGCACCCGCAGCAGAAAAGAAGCCAUCCAAGGCCGGGAAGAAGGUCCCCAAGGAAGGCGCCGCCGCCGGCGACAAGAAGAAGAAGAGGCCAAAGAAGAGCGUCGAGACCUACAAGAUCUACAUCUUUAAGGUCCUGAAGCAAGUUCAUCCGGACAUCGGGAUCUCCAGCAAGGCCAUGGGAAUCAUGAACAGUUUCAUCAACGACAUCUUCGAGAAGCUCGCUCAGGAGUCGUCCAGGCUUGCCCGGUAUAAUAAGAAGCCGACCAUCACCUCCAGGGAGAUCCAGACGGCGGUGAGGCUUGUACUGCCCGGAGAAUUGGCCAAGCACGCUGUCUCAGAGGGGACGAAGGCGGUGACUAAGUUUACAAGCAGUUGAAGAACAGUUUAGAUUGAUGGAUCUAGGCGAAGUAUUUUUAAAAUUAGGGUUUGCUAGCAUGAAGUGUGCUUCUUUUGGAAGCAGUUGGAUGUCAAUGUUUUCUGUUUGCUCAAGUGAUGAAAUUAAAUACAAUUCUCUGUUCAUUCAAUCAUUCAGCAUUUCAUGAUCAGCGUAAUUUACUCUUCCCAUUUUCCUAAAAUCAGCAGCCUGGGGAUUUUUUUAAAUCGAUUAUUUUGUUUUUUUGGCUACUUAUCAUCUCUUAUUCAUGAAGAUUGAGUACUGUAAUGAACUGGUAACAACUAAUCAGCAUGCGGUAACCUGUCAUAAUAUUACAAAAAUUGCAUUUCUUUCAUCUUUCGUGAUUGUUUUGAAACAUUGUCUUGGGUUUCAAUUUGGUACCUUGCACAAAGAAUGCUCUUUUCUAUGACAUUAGAAUGUGAAUUUCUUCCACUACGUUUUGCUGUCUGCCAUGGACUUCGAUUGAGAUGAAAGCAUACAAGAGCAUUUCGGCUGCAAAUUGAUGAAGUGGACCAAAAAAUUCCUAGCCAAACCUUACACUUGCUCAAGUGCUGCAUUGC